This is a messenger RNA of Polyodon spathula (Mississippi paddlefish), 1504 nucleotides long. It is a transcript of the gene gghl, whose product is annotated as gamma-glutamyl hydrolase. Gene Ontology annotation, biological process: tetrahydrofolylpolyglutamate metabolic process. Gene Ontology annotation, cellular component: vacuole. Gene Ontology annotation, molecular function: gamma-glutamyl-peptidase activity. The record is from RefSeq and is a predicted model, not a curated record. NCBI's taxonomy places the organism in Eukaryota, Metazoa, Chordata, Actinopteri, Acipenseriformes, Polyodontidae. Bases 192 to 1139 code for a protein of 315 amino acids. The transcript has 9 exons.
CUUGCUGCAGUUUACCGUCUGUCCAGUUCCUCGUACAGCUUUAAAACAACAGGUUGCUUAUUAAUAUUUAAACUAUUUGUUUUUUUUUUUGUAAAAGUCUGCAUAAAUGAAGCUCCAACACCUAUAGUAGCUCUGACAGAGAUCUUAGCAAAUAAUAUUUAAACCAACAGUCUCGGAACAAGGAUCAGAAAAUGCUUACUCUGUGUGCCUUGCUUUUAACCCUGAUCAGCUGUUGCUCUGGCGCCUUUCCGGGACCUCCCAAACAGCAAAUAAACAGCAGACCUAUUAUCGGAAUACUUACUCAGGAAAUAGAAGAUGACAACCUAAAACCGUUUGGGAAAACGUAUAUCCCAUCAUCAUAUGUUAAAUACCUAGAGUCUGCUGGCUGCAGGGUAACGCCAGUCAAGUUGAAUCUGACGUUGCCUGAAUAUGAGAAGAUUUUUAAUUCAAUAAAUGGGAUGAUGUUCAUUGGCGGUGCAGUUAAUUUACGGACCUCAGACUUUGCCAAGGCCGCAGCAGUUUUCUACAAGCUUGCGCUGAAGGCCUACAUCUCAGGAGACUAUUUCCCUUUGUGGGGGACCUGUCUGGGUUUUCAGCUGCUCACGGCGCUGGUUUCCGGGGACGACCUGCUGACCAACGCCACUGUAGAAAACAAGGCAUUGCCGCUCAACCUCACAGCGGAUGCAGAAUCCAGCCGAAUGUUCCGGAAUUUUCCUCCUGAGUUGAUGAAAUCUUUGGCGCAGGAGCCACUGACUGGAAAUUUCCAUCACUAUGGCAUUGCAACACAGACAUUUGAAGGAAAUGAGAGACUGGAAAGUUUCUUUUCCAUCCUGUCUACGAACAAGGCUAAGGAAGGAGUGGAGUUUGUUUCAACAAUAGAAGGAAAAGAAUAUCCCUUCUAUGGAGUCCAGUGGCACCCAGAGGUGAGUCGGUUUCAGUGGCAUCCAGACCUGGAGUUCCCUCACUCGGUGAACGCGGUGCGCGUGUCCUACCUCACUGCGGAUUUUUUUGUUAAUGAAGCUCGGAGGAGUUCCCACCACUUCUCAAGUGCUGAAGAAGAAGAUGCUGCUCUGAUAUACAACUACUCUCCGCUAUACGUAGGAAAUAUCUCCGGUUACAUGCAGAUCUACUUCUUCUAGGGUUCCUGGAAGCAGUGACACCCAAUUACCCUCCAACUCCAACAGGACCUGAAAGUGUUGCAUAGUGUGUGUCUAAUAUGACAAGCCCAAUACUUACUGUUCCUGCCUUGUGUGCACUGUGCAGGUUUCUGUGGUAUUAAAAAACAUUUUUUAAAUUAGACACUGGAUGUAAAAGGAUGAGAUUAAGUAAAGCAUUUAUUUAGCUCACAGCUUUCUUGAAAAAUUGAAUUUAUAUAUAUUGUAACAGAGCCAGAGCAGGGAGGUGGGUUAAAAGCCUCCCGGCCAAGCUGAUUGUUUUUGUUUAAUUAAUUGUAUUGUUUAAUUGUACCAUUUAUUUGUUAAUUGUUUUAUUGUUGCAGCAUUGG